CUCACACCGAACAUGCACAUGUGCGCGACGCUGUCGUGUGAGAGCCUUUCAGACACUGACACUUGAGAGUCAAAGUCAAGUGCAGUCAGUCCAUUGUGAUGUGUCUGUCUGUGAUGCACCGGCUGGUACGCUGGUCGAUCAGUUCGUCCACAUUCAAACACACACGCCUCUGCCUGCCUGCCUGCCUGCCUCUCUAUCUGUCUUCCUCAUUCACGUGUUGUGCGUCUCUGUCUGUCUGUCUGUCUGUCUGUCCGGAUGCAAUCAUUAUAGACACACACGUGAGUCACUGACUGACAGGCAUUCAUUCGAUGUAUGGUCUCUGCUUGGCGAUGGUCGGGCGGUGCGGCAUGACAGCAGCCGGGUACUUGGCCGUCACCUCGAGCUCAACACACGGCCAGGCCAAACUGCACGCACACCACAACACACACAGAUGCGUUAUAUUCAUUCCUAUGAUGUGUGGUAUGUGCUGUGUGACGCUGGCCUGGCCAGCUGGGUCGGUGUCUGUCUGACUCACUCGCAUGUCUCGGCGUACAGUUCCUUGAGCUGCGGUGUGAAUGCGCGGAAGUCCUCAGGUUUGUUGCACUCGGGGGGCCCCUUGAAGUCCACUGGCGGCUCGCACAGUGUGCCGUUGGCCGAUGGCGUGAAUCGGAGGGGACACACGUGGCGGUAAUCACGCUCGCAGUCCUCACGACACGGAUAUGACAACCCGCACCUGCAUGCUCCAACACACACACAGACAGACAGACAGACAGACACCCAGAAAAACAGACAGACAGACAGACCGACAGACGGACGGACCAUACCCAGAUGGAUCUGUGUAUUGGGCUUUCUGUGUCGUGCAUUGCAAUGCAUUUCACGCCCGCUCAGCCACCUUUCGCAUAGUUGUCGCUUCUGUGUGUGGGUGAAGCCCAGCAGAUUGAUGACAGGCCGGCAGCCGCGAGGCGCUGCACACAACACACACAUGCACUCACAUCAAUGGACAGACAGACAGACACUGUGUGUGUGUUAGUUGUGUUGUGCUUACGGAUGUACUCGUCAGGCGCCUUGCAGGUGCCUUGGCCCACAUGCAGCCACCCCUUACACACACGCAGACAGACAGACAGACAGACAUCCGUGUUGACAAUAACACACACCACACACACCUUCGGGCACAGUUGUUUGUCGAAGUCCUGCUCGCAGUCGACCAUGUUCUCUCUGCAGGGAAAAGGCGCUCCGCACUGCGCGGCAAACACCUAAACACAUACAUACACACAUACAUACAUGCAUCAAUCAACCGCAUUAGUUGACGGGGGGGGCGGUGUUAAAUACACACACGUACGCCCAGCCAGCACCCACCGACGUGCCGGGCCUACUUGCUUCUCUGCAGGUGUCUUGAGGUCGACGGGCUGUGGGUGUGUGCAGGGGCCGGUGUAUGAUGCGGGCGGAUGGCACAUGCCGUGUCGCUCUUCCCACUCUUCCGGGCAGGAUCUGGAAUAGUCGCGCGUGCACGGCUUCUCCUUGCAGGGCCAACUCACCUGCACACACAGCACAGACACGCACGCCUGUCUGUCUCUUUGUGUGCACUGCAGUCAGUGCACCUCUUGCGUGAGCGAAGGUAUGUAUUACAUAUGCAUAUACAUACAGCUGUACGUACGUACGUAUGUGUAUGUCUGCUUGCUUACUUACUUGGCAUGCGGACGAGAAUUGUUCCUUUUCGUCUUUGGAUUUGCCUUGGGGAUUGAAAGUCCGCUCGCAGCCGCCGACGUAUGACUGUGGGGCCUCGCAGACUGCACCAUCGAAAACCCUGCAGUCAGUCAGUGACCCACAUAUAUGGCAUAUAUAGCAGGGAUGCAUUCAGACAGACAGACUCUUGGUGAGUCUCACUCACUCACUGCCUAUCUAUCUAUCCCUCCCUCCCUCUCUCUCACCAUCCGGAUGGACACGGGUUGUCGUAGUCGCGGCCGCCGUGUGGCUUGCAUGCGUCGUCGAGACAUGGCCACCUGAACUUGCAGUCAUUGGCCAUGGUGGCCUUCUGCUGGGGCAGCAAGUCCGCCAGGUCCAAGAUGUACGCACAGUCGCCCUCACUGGCAUAACUCGCAGGGGCUUGGCACUCCCUGCACACACACGCACGAGUGCGUGAUAUGCGUCCAUGUCCCCCUCCCUCCUCUCCGGGCCCCGAUGGCAGCCUGGCUGGCUGGCUGUGUGGCUGACCUGCCGCCCGGCAGUGGGCGCCAUCCCUCUGGGCACACCAAGCUGUAGUCUCUCACACAAAUCGGGUCGGGUGUUGGCAGCAGGCCAAUGGCUUUGGAGCCCUCGUCAGCCGCUCGCUGCACCACGGGUGCACCAAACAGCACCGGAGUCAGCCCAAACGCCGGCAGCUUCGUCGACGGAACCUGGCCGACACACACACACAGACACACAGAUGGGAGAUGACCGACCUCAUGCGUUUGUUUGUUCAUGUGUGGUGCCCGCCUGCCUUGAAGGGUGGGACGAACCCUCCAAUCAGUUCGCUGAUUUGCGAGAUCAGACCGGCCAGCAUGUCAGCGAACAGGUACAGACCGCCGCCAACAUUCGGCACCGAUGCGGGAGGCAGAGGAGCUGGAACCGGCACUGGAAGCAACAUCGU
Messenger RNA from Vitrella brassicaformis, 2605 nucleotides. Lineage: Eukaryota; Vitrellaceae. The record is from the annotation of a GenBank genome assembly.